ACGUGGACUGUCUCUGGGAGUGCUGAGUCUCUGGCGUCUGUGGCGAUAGAAGCCGGUGGGUCCGUUUCACCUGAGUCCGACACAACAUCACAGGAAGGGUUGGGAGGCUCUGGAACUCUCCGAGGAGCGAGGUUAACGUCGGGCUUUGGGCGGACACCUGUGAAGACCAACAACUGUAUUGCUCAAAUUUCACAGCAUUGAAAAUCAAAGACCCACGAUGGACCCGAGAGAUACUGCCCCUGAUUCCUGGGAACAAGAGGACGAUGUGGAGGCCACAAUCGACACACAACUUGACCCAGCAUUCACAGCUCUAAAUGUGAACGCGAAACCUUUCGUGCCCAAUGUAAACGCUGCUGAGUUUGUUCCGACUUUUACCAUGAAAACAAACUCGGACAAUCUCGAUUCCAGUGUUGCUGUUGAGAAAAUACCCACCACGGAGGUGUCAGAGAGCAUUGACCCAGUGGAGAACGGCAACACAGAGAUGACCACAGAGGAGCCGUGGGACCAGAAAGAGGCUGAGCCAAAUGAGGAGGAGCCAGGAGGUGGGCCUGAUGAGGACCGGGGGCCAGCAGUGUCUGCAACAAUGGAGGAACCUGCUCCAGAGAUGAUGGAGGAGGAAGAGGAAAUGCCAGUGCCCAAGAUUCCACCUACACAGCCAGAUGCCCCCAAAAAGGAACACAUCAAUGUUGUUUUCAUCGGACACGUAGAUGCUGGCAAGUCCACCAUAGGCGGACAAAUCAUGUAUCUAACAGGAAUGGUAGACAAGAGGACCUUAGAAAAGUAUGAGAGAGAAGCCAAGGAAAAGAAUCGAGAAACCUGGUAUUUGUCUUGGGCUUUGGACACCAACCAAGAGGAGCGGGACAAAGGCAAAACGGUAGAGGUGGGCCGAGCAUACUUUGAGACGGACAAAAAGCACUUUACCAUCCUAGAUGCUCCAGGCCACAAAAGCUUUGUGCCCAAUAUGAUCGGAGGUGCAUCACAAGCAGACCUGGCUGUUCUGGUAAUCUCUGCCAGAAAGGGCGAGUUUGAAACUGGUUUUGAGAAGGGUGGACAGACACGGGAGCACGCCAUGUUGGCCAAAACGGCUGGCGUCAAGCAUCUGAUAGUUCUGGUGAAUAAAAUGGACGACCCUACAGUCCACUGGAGCCUUGAAAGGUAUGAAGAGUGUAAGGAGAAACUUGUUCCAUUUUUGAAAAAGGUGGGCUUCAACCCAAAGAAAGAUAUUCACUUCAUGCCGUGCUCUGGGCUGACAGGAGCCAACCUGAAGGAGCCCACUGAUAUGUGCUCCUGGUAUACAGGUUUACCAUUCAUUCCACACUUGGACAGUUUGCCACAUUUCAACAGAUCCAGUGAUGGUCCUGUCAGAUUGCCCAUUGUAGACAAAUACAAGGACAUGGGCACAGUGGUUCUGGGCAAACUAGAGUCGGGCUCCAUCAGCAAAGCACAGCAGCUGGUCAUGAUGCCGAACAGGCAUGUGGUGGAGGUGUUGAGUCUCUUGUCAGAUGAUGUGGAAACAGAUGAUGCUGGACCGGGUGAAAACCUCAAGUUGCGACUGAAGGGUAUUGAGGAGGAGGAGAUCCUGCCAGGCUUUAUCCUGUGUAAUGCUGAGAACCUCUGCCACUCAGGGCGCACAUUCGACGCCCAGAUCGUCAUCAUUGAACACAAAUCCAUCAUCUGUCCAGGUUACAACGCAGUCCUUCACAUUCACACCUGCAUUGAAGAAGUGCAAAUAACGGCCUUAAUCUGUCUGGUGGACAAGAAGUCGGGAGAGAAGAGUAAAACACGACCACGAUUUGUCAAACAGGACCAGGUCUGCAUCGCCCGUCUGCGCACAGCAGGAACCAUUUGCCUCGAGACUUUUAAAGACUUUCCUCAGAUGGGACGGUUUACCUUACGGGACGAAGGUAAGACCAUUGCCAUCGGUAAGGUGCUGAAGCUGGUCGCAGAGCGGGACUGAAGAGGACUGAGCUGUCAGUCCUGGAGAGAAGGCAAGGGGCAGAGCUUGGCCAUAACCUGCCAACACUUUUGGCAGCGGCGACGGCAACUCCCUGUCUCGCCCUCCCUUCUGCGUGCCGAAGAUCAUCUUUAGAAAACAAAAGAAACUCGUGAUAAAAACCUGUUUUUUAAAGCAAAUGACAAACCGAGAUGAAGUCCACGAGUCAGCUUUCUCAUAUUGAGAGCUCCGCUAUGCCAUUUCUGGGUUAGCCCCUCCCUCCGACUCUCCCCAACCCCCCCACCCCCACUCUGGUCUACACGGCAUUACAUGAUUUUUCUUCUAGUUUUUUUUUCUUUUCAUGAAUGACAAAUGGAAGAAGUUAUAUCUGUUAUCAGAUGUGGACCAGGAUUUUUGCUCAGAGUAUAACAAUGAUUUUCAGAAGUAAACUGUAAAAGAAAUUGUUUGAGAGAAUCUACCCAGUUGAAACAAUGUUUUUCCUGGGUGUACACGUCUCCCUUUGCUUUUACCCAGUUUUUGGUUUCUCGUGGCGUUCUUGCAGCGUGCUUGAGCCUGUUCAAAUGUUAUAAAAGCAAACAACUAUGACAAUAAAAUAAUAAAUUGGGAAAACAAA
Molecule: messenger RNA, 2567 nt
Organism: Scophthalmus maximus (turbot)
Lineage: Eukaryota; Metazoa; Chordata; Actinopteri; Pleuronectiformes; Scophthalmidae
Gene: gspt1l
Product: G1 to S phase transition 1, like
Exons: 14
Coding region: 218-1957 (579 amino acids)
Biological process (GO): translation
Cellular component (GO): translation release factor complex
Molecular function (GO): GTP binding; GTPase activity; translation release factor activity
Source: RefSeq, a predicted model, not a curated record